Talpa occidentalis (Iberian mole) is the source of this 4982-nucleotide messenger RNA. It is a transcript of the gene ARHGAP35, whose product is annotated as Rho GTPase activating protein 35. The transcript has 7 exons. The record is from RefSeq and is a predicted model, not a curated record. Lineage: Eukaryota; Metazoa; Chordata; Mammalia; Eulipotyphla; Talpidae. Gene Ontology annotation, molecular function: GTPase activity; GTP binding. The coding region runs from base 288 to 4790 and encodes 1500 amino acids. Gene Ontology annotation, biological process: signal transduction.
CCGCUGGACGAGGAGCAGCAGAACAUGGCGCCGGGGCCGCCGUCGCCUCUGCCGGGAUCCCGGAGGCCGGGGCCGCGCUGAGAGCGCCCAGCUGGAAGAAAUGUUGGCUAUUUGGCGAUGAGGAGAGGCAGAAACUGAUUUCAUACUGGUGUACAAGCACUACGGGACCUGACCCUUCUGCUGCGUGGGCUGCCGGCCUCCACUGAUGAUGUCAGAAAGCCUUUGUGUCCACUGGAAAACACUAAUCUGAUCUCGGAAGUGGCCGAUUGUGGCAGGAUGUGUCGACGAUGAUGAUGGCAAGAAAGCAAGAUGUCCGCAUUCCCACCUACAACAUCAGUGUGGUGGGAUUGUCCGGGACCGAGAAGGAGAAGGGCCAGUGCGGCAUUGGGAAGUCUUGUCUGUGCAACCGCUUCGUGCGUCCGAGUGCUGAUGAGUUUCACUUGGACCAUACCUCCGUCCUCAGCACCAGCGACUUUGGGGGGCGAGUGGUCAAUAAUGACCACUUUCUUUACUGGGGAGAAGUUAGCCGAUCCCUGGAGGAUUGUGUGGAAUGUAAGAUGCACAUUGUGGAGCAGACUGAAUUCAUCGAUGAUCAGACGUUCCAGCCUCAUCGAAGUACGGCCCUGCAGCCCUACAUCAAGAGAGCGGCCGCUACCAAGCUCGCGUCAGCCGAGAAACUCAUGUACUUUUGCACUGACCAGCUGGGGCUGGAACAGGACUUUGAGCAGAAACAGAUGCCGGAUGGAAAGCUGCUAAUCGAUGGUUUUCUACUGGGUAUUGAUGUCAGUAGGGGCAUGAAUAGGAACUUUGAUGACCAGCUCAAGUUUGUCUCCAAUCUCUACAAUCAGCUUGCAAAAACAAAAAAGCCCAUCGUGGUGGUUCUGACUAAGUGUGAUGAGGGUGUCGAGCGGUACAUUAGAGAUGCACAUACUUUCGCCUUAAGCAAAAAGAACCUCCAGGUUGUGGAGACUUCAGCGAGAUCCAACGUAAACGUGGACUUGGCUUUCAGCACCUUAGUGCAACUCAUAGAUAAAAGUCGGGGGAAGACAAAAAUCAUCCCCUACUUCGAAGCGCUCAAGCAGCAGAGUCAGCAGAUAGCCACGGCCAAGGACAAGUAUGAGUGGCUGGUGAGUCGCAUUGUGAAAAACCACAAUGAGAACUGGCAAAGUGUCAGCCGGAAGAUGCAGGCCUCUCCUGAGUACCAGGAAUACGUCUACCUGGAGGGGACGCAGAAAGCCAAGAAGCUGUUUCUUCAGCACAUCCACCGCCUCAAGCAGGAGCACAUCGAUCGCAGGAGGAAGCUCUACCUGGCAGCCCUGCCCUUGGCCUUCGAAGCACUCAUCCCCAACCUCGAUGAAAUAGUCCACCUCAGCUGCAUAAAAGCCAAAAAGCUCUUGGAGACGAAGCCAGAAUUCUUGAAGUGGUUUGUGGUGCUGGAAGAGACACCAUGGGACGCCACCAGCCACAUCGACAACAUGGAGAACGAGCGGAUACCCUUCGACUUGAUGGAGACCUCCCCUGCGGAGCAGGUGUACGAUAGCCACCUGGAGAAGCUGCGGAACGAGAGGAAGAGAGCCGAGAUGAGAAGGGCUUUUAAAGAAAACCUGGAGACCUCUCCUUUCAUAACACCUGGAAAGCCUUGGGAAGAGGCCCGUAGUUUUAUUAUGAAUGAAGAUUUCUACCAGUGGCUGGAAGAAUCUGUGUACAUGGAUAUUUACGGCAAACACCAAAAGCAAAUUAUAGACAAAGCAAAGGAAGAGUUUCAAGAGCUGCUUUUGGAAUAUUCAGAGUUAUUCUACGAGCUGGAGCUGGAUGCUAAGCCCAGCAAGGAGAAGAUGGGUGUCAUUCAGGAUGUCCUGGGGGAGGAACAGCGAUUCAAAGCCUUGCAGAAGCUCCAGGCUGAGCGCGAUGCCCUCAUUCUGAAGCACAUUCACUUCGUGUACCACCCCACCAAGGAGACCUGCCCUAGCUGCCCCGCGUGCGUGGACGCCAAGAUCGAGCAUUUAGUUAGUUCUCGCUUCAGCCGACCAUUGGACCGGAAUCAGAAAAAUUCCCUCUCUGACCCCAACAUCGAUAGAAUCAAUUUGGUUAUCUUGGGCAAAGAUGGCCUUGCUCGCGAGUUGGCCAAUGAGAUUCGAGCUCUGUGUACAAAUGAUGACAAGUAUGUGAUAGAUGGUAAAAUGUACGAGCUCUCCCUGAGGCCAAUAGAAGGGAACGUCAGGCUUCCUGUGAACUCUUUCCAGACGCCAACGUUUCAGCCUCACGGCUGUCUCUGCCUUUACAAUUCCAAGGAGUCUCUGUGCUAUGUGGUGGAGAGUAUAGAGAAGAGUCGGGAGUCCACGCUCGGCCGGCGAGAUAAUCAUUUAGUCCAUCUCCCCCUGACGCUGAUUUUGGUUAACAAGAGAGGAGACACCAGCGGAGAGACACUGCAUAGCUUAAUACAGCAAGGUCAGCAGAUUGCCAGCAAGCUGCAGUGUGUGUUUCUCGACCCUGCUUCCGCUGGCAUCGGUUACGGACGCAACAUUAACGAAAAGCAAAUCAGUCAAGUUUUGAAAGGACUCCUGGACUCGAAGCGCAACUUGAACCUGGUCAGUUCUACUGCCAGCAUCAAAGACCUGGCUGACGUCGACCUGCGCAUCGUCAUGUGUCUGAUGUGUGGAGACCCUUUCAGUGCCGACGACAUACUCUUUCCUGUCCUCCAGUCCCAAACCUGCAAGUCUUCCCACUGUGGCAGCAGCAACUCUGUGUUACUUGAACUACCAAUCGGGCUGCACAAGAAGCGCAUCGAGCUGUCUGUCCUUUCGUACCACUCCUCAUUCAGCAUCCGCAAAAGCCGCUUGGUCCAUGGGUACAUUGUUUUUUACUCUGCCAAACGUAAGGCCUCCUUGGCUAUGUUACGUGCCUUUCUUUGUGAAGUGCAGGAUAUUAUCCCCAUUCAGCUGGUGGCACUCACGGACGGCGCCGUAGAUGUCCUGGACAAUGACUUAAGUCGGGAGCAGCUGACUGAGGGGGAGGAGAUUGCUCAAGAAAUUGAUGGAAGGUUCACAAGCAUCCCCUGUAGCCAACCCCAGCAUAAACUCGAGAUCUUCCACCCGUUUUUCAAAGACGUGGUGGAUAAAAAGAACAUCAUCGAGGCCACUCACAUGUACGACAAUGUUGCUGAGGCCUGCAGCACCACGGAAGAGGUGUUCAACUCCCCCCGGGCAGGCUCCCCGCUCUGCAACUCAAACCUGCAGGAUUCGGAAGAGGAUAUUGAGGCCCCGUCUUACGGCCUGUUUCGAGAAGACACAUCACUGCCCUCUCUGUCCAAAGACCAUUCUAAGCUCUCUAUGGAGCUGGAGGGAAAUGAUGGGCUGUCGUACAUCAUGAGCAAUUUUGAGAGUAAAUUGAACAACAAAGUACCUCCGCCAGUCAAACCAAAGCCGCCCGUUCAUUUUGACAUCACAAAGGGGGAUCUGUCUUACUUAGACCAAGGCCAUAGGGAUGGACAGAGGAAGUCUGUGUCUUCUAGCACCUGGCUACCUCCAGAUGGGUUCGAUCCUUCAGAUUACGCCGAACCCAUUGACGCCGUGGUCAAGCCCAGGAAUGAAGAAGAAAACAUAUACUCGGUGCCCCAUGACAGUACCCAGGGCAAAAUCAUCACCAUCCGGAAUAUCAACAAAGCCCAGUCCAAUGGCAGCGGGAAUGGUUCUGACAGUGAAAUGGACACCAGCUCUCUGGAGCGAGGCCGGAAAGUAUCCAUCGUGAGUAAGCCAGUGCUGUACAGGACGAAAUGCAGCCGGCUGGGGAGGUUUGCUAGUUACCGAACCAGCUUCAGCGUGGGGAGCGACGAUGAGCUUGGGCCCAUCCGGAAGAAAGAGGAGGAUCAGGCAUCCCAGGGUUACAAGGGGGACAAUGCCGUCAUUCCAUAUGAGACAGACGAAGAUCCGAGAAGGAGGAAUAUUCUUCGAAGUUUGAGAAGGAACACUAAGAAACCAAAGCCCAAACCCCGGCCAUCCAUCACAAAGGCAACCUGGGAGAGUAACUACUUUGGGGUGCCCUUAACAACCGUCGUGACUCCAGAGAAGCCGAUCCCUAUUUUUAUUGAGAGAUGUAUUGAGUACAUUGAAGCCACAGGACUGAGCACUGAAGGCAUCUACCGGGUCAGCGGGAACAAGUCAGAGAUGGAGAGUCUGCAGAGACAGUUUGAUCAAGACCACAACCUUGACUUGGCAGAGAAAGACUUCACAGUGAACACUGUGGCUGGCGCCAUGAAGAGCUUUUUCUCAGAGCUGCCAGACCCCUUGGUCCCGUACAACAUGCAGAUUGACCUGGUGGAGGCGCACAAAAUCAAUGACCGGGAACAGAAGUUACAUGCCCUUAAGGAGGUACUCAAGAAAUUUCCAAAGGAGAACCACGAAGUCUUCAAAUACGUCAUCUCCCACCUGAACAAAGUCAGCCACAACAACAAGGUGAAUCUCAUGACCAGUGAGAACCUCUCCAUCUGCUUCUGGCCCACCUUGAUGCGCCCCGAUUUCAGCACCAUGGACGCCCUCACGGCCACUCGCACCUACCAGACAAUCAUUGAACUCUUCAUCCAGCAGUGCCCCUUCUUCUUCUACAAUCGGCCCAUCAGUGAGCCUCCCGGUGCCACGCCCAGCUCCCCCUCUACCGUGGCCUCCUCUGUCCCCUUCCUCACCUCCACACCCAUCACCAGUCAGCCGUCACCACCCCAGUCACCUCCACCCACCCCCCAGUCCCCAAUGCAGCCACUGCUCCCCUCCCAGCUUCAAGCUGAGCACACGCUGUGAGCUGCCACAGCCUGGGCAAAGGAGACUCUUCAGAGGGUGGCAUUUGGCCUUGAACAAAACCACGUCCAAUGGGGCAGGUGUGGAGAGGGUUUCUGCUCCCCUGCGACCUUCUCAUGACCUCAGCGGUAGCACCAGCCAGCAAUCAACCAUUGGCUGGGGGUCAGGCGCCCCGAACCCUACACUGCAGGCCUG